Molecule: messenger RNA, 9586 nt
Organism: Epinephelus moara (kelp grouper)
Lineage: Eukaryota; Metazoa; Chordata; Actinopteri; Perciformes; Serranidae
Product: myocardin-related transcription factor A-like
Exons: 19
Coding region: 387-4178 (1263 amino acids)
Biological process (GO): smooth muscle cell differentiation
Source: RefSeq, a predicted model, not a curated record
ACGCAGCAGAAGCUCUUCAAAAGCUUUGCUGUAGCUUUGUACUCAUAGAUGCUUUUUUAGAUUUCACCACUGUGAUACAUUAAGUUGUAGAGGACUCUUCCAUUGUUUUCACUGAAUAUAAUCAAGGAGUUUUUUCAGAAGACGUCCUGAUGGGGAAGAGAAAUGUCUUUUGAUAGUUGUUAAUCUUGAAGAAUAUUCUUAAUUUUCACUCAUACUCAACUGUAUCCAGUAACUUAGCAAUCGUCAAAGAGGAUAACGUUGUUCUUUUCUAUGGAUGGACAGACUUGUGACAAAUCCAACACCUGGACUCAGCUGUAGCCAACUUCCUACUUCUUGUUUUCUUUGCGUCUGUGCCUAAGUCUCCUUCCAAAUAAUUUCCUGGUUUGAUGGCGCUGCUGGAGCACCUGCCUUGUGUCCGCAUUGACCCUGCCCCGCUCAAGCCUCCGCCAAUCAACAGGAACAAGGAUGAGAGAGCCCUAAGGUUUGAGUUAGAACGCCGGGCCUGUCAGAGUCUCAGACAAGUUCUCCAGCUGAAGCUACAACAGAGAAGGUCCAGAGAGGAGUUGGUCAACCAGGGGAUCAUGCCGCCUCUGAAAAGUUCAGCUUCCUUCCACGAACAGAGACGGAGCUUGGAACGAGCCCGGACCGAGGACUAUCUCAAGAGGAAGAUCAGAAGUCGACCGCAGCGCUCUGAACUAAUCAGGAUGCACAUCCUGGAGGAGACAUCAGCAGAGCCGUCACUUCAGGCCAAGCAGCUGCAACUAAAGAGAGCUCGCCUUGCCGAUGAUUUGAACGAUAAGAUCUCCCACCGGCCGGGGCCCAUGGAGCUGAUCCACAAAAACAUCCUGCCUGUUCACUCCAGCAUUAAACAGGCCAUCAUAGAGUUUCCGAAGGCUCCAUGUGAUAACUCGUCAUGUGAUGAGGACAGCAAUUACAGUCUGUCUCCAGAGCAGCCGGUGAGCCAGGAGUCUCCUCUGGGCCUGUUACCUCCGCCUUCUCCUCCAGAGACGCUGGCUGGAAGCCGCAUUCCGUCUCCAACACAGGUGUCUCCACCUACUCCUUCUUUCACACCAAUCUCUGGAUCCUCCCCCUUAUUUAAGCUGACCAAUGGGACGGGAGUAUCAUCUGCCCAGAGGACAGGGGCAACUUCACUGAUAAAGUCCCAGCCCAAACCAAGCUCCGACCGCUCCGCACAGAGACACAAAAAAACAAAGGACAUCAAGCCAAAGAUUAAAAAGUUAAAGUACCAUCAGUACAUCCCACCUGACCAGAAGGGAGAUAAAGAGCCUCCUCCCCAUCUGGACUCAUCGUAUGCCAAAAUCCUCCAGCAGCAGCAGCUCUUCUUGCAGCUCCAGAUCCUCAAUCAGCAGCAGCAGCACUAUAACUACCACGCCAUCCUGCCGGCACCACCCAAAGCUCAGACAGAUCAGCAGCCACCUCCCUCUUCCUCCUCCAAUUCCACAACCACCUCCUCCCCACCUCAACCUGUCGCUGCCCCCUCAACAGCCCCCUCUAACCCAGGCAGUCACAGCCGUCACACAUCUGCAAAACCAGUGUGUCUGCCUCCAAACCUGGAUGAAAUGAAGGUCGCGGAACUGAAGUCCGAGUUGAAGCUGCGCAGCUUGCCAGUCUCCGGCACCAAAAACGACCUCAUUGAGAGGCUGAGGACCUACCAGGAGCUGACUGGAGGCAGCGACACUUCCUCCUCUUCGACAGCAGGGGGUACCACAGGGCCGGGGGCGGAAGGAGCAGGAAAAUCCUCCAAAUGUGCUGCAACCUCCAACAGCAUCACAUCACAACAACAGCAACAGUUUCAGUAUCAGUGCCAUCAGACGUCUUCUGUGACCGCUGAUGCAGGUAGCAGUGAGACCACUCCUCAGCAACUCCUGACCUGUAGCGGCAACAUCUCCCCCCCAGUCGUCUCACUCGCCCCCUCUGACCGCUCACCAGGCGCCAUGAGCCCAGAGGAUACCAGCUUUAGGAGCGACCCCAUGGGGGAAAUGAUGAAUUCACCUCUCAGACAGGUGAACCUUCAGCCAUGUUCAGCUGCUCAGCUUCCAGCCAACAUUAAAGAGGAGCCAAAGUGUUCCACCCCAGCACCCUGUCAGUUCUCUGUAAAGCCCGCCUCUCUGCAGAACCAUCCCCUGGUCUCAUCAGCUGCCCUCACCGCUACACCCACAGCUCCAGCAGUGACCGUGGACAAAGACAGGAUGCUGCAGCAGAAAGACGAGCAGAUAGAGAAGCUGACCAGGAUGCUGAUGCAGAAACAGAGGCUGGUGGAGGUGCUGAGGUGGCAGCUGGAGCACGGGAACAGAGGAGGAGCAGAGCCGCUAGUUCUUGUAAGAGUUAAACAAGAGCCUCCUGAUAAGCCCGGUGUCCCUCUCUCAGCCCCCCCUCCUCCACCGUCAUCUGUUUCAUGUGAGAUGGAUGUUAUCAAGGUAACUGUCAAACAGGAAGCCAUGGAGGCAGAGGAAGGUGCAUGUGAGUCAGCUAUCCAAUUACCAAACACUUGUGGAUUACAGCAGUCCUCAACCCGAACGCAGAAGGCGCAGGAGCAGAUUCGGCUCCAUGUCAAGCCGCAGCAGACGAGCUCACAGACAAAACAACAGCAUGUACGUCUGCAGCAAACCACUCUGCAGCUGGCCCAGCAACAGGCCAUACAGAAACUUUUGCUCCAGCAGCAGCAGCAGCAGCAGAACAUUCAGAACCAGCAGCAGACAAUUCAGAACCGCGGUCAGACAGUGGAGAACCUGCAGAAACUUUCCCAGCAGAGAAAGAAGAAAUCUCACAAACAGCAGCUCAAACAGCUCCAGCAACAACAGCAGCAACUGUUGCCGUCACAGCAACAGCACCAACAGUCAAAACAACAUCACCAGCAGAUGCAGCUGAAGCAACAGAUUCUACUGAAGCAACAGAAGUCGUUUUUACAGCAGCAGCAGCAGACUAAACAACUGCAACAAAUCCAGAUACAGACCAAGAUACAUCUGAAGCAACAGCAGGUGCUGAUACAGCAGAAACAGCAGGCGCAGCAGCAGCAGUCGCCACAGGUGUCUCAAGCGUACCUCAACCAGCAGUCAGGCUCAGCUCCCUCUUUCCCUCUGGAUCACCUCAAGAGCGACUCCACCCCGACUCUGGUCUCUGAUAGCAACGGCAACCACUUCCUGAUUGCACUGACCAGUCACAUCACUGAGAACCAAAGAACUGAUGCACAGGGGAGCAAAGCAACCAAUCAAGUCACACUGCAGCGACUACAGUCGACACCCGCCAAGCUCCCCAGCCACAGCCCUGUUCAGCUGCCUAAAGCUGAUAAUCAAACCAAACAGAGCAUGCAUGUGGGAUUUUUGAAACAACAAGAGACAAAGCCACAGAGCGGGGGCCUUCAUGUGUCUGUAGAGCCGCCUCAACAGGAAGUUGCUCAGUGUUUGUCAGCACCUCCCAGUCUGCAGCCUUUCUUCAGGGACCAGGAGACUGCUCCCUCACCUUCCUCUCAAACUGAGUUUUGCCCUGGUCUGGAUGUCUUGUUCAGUCCUCUGACUCCAGCUUCCAUUAAGACCGCUGCCUCAUCGCCUGAUAACAAAGAUGCAGAGCAUGAAGAUGAUUUUAUUGACAUCAUCUUACAGACAGGAGAAAUGUCGACCACCUUCAAACCAGCACCUGAUCCUUCUCUGGACCAUCUACAUCCACACUCCGCUCCUCCCUCCCCACUCCAGCUGUUGCUAUCACCCGCUGCCCCACCCAGCUAUGACACCCCACAGUCGACCCCCUCGGUUCAGUCUGAGCUUCAGACCCAGCUCGACGCCACAGAGGAGAAACAACGCCUCAGCAGCGCUGGGAGCGGACGCCUGGAGGACUUUCUCGAAAGCACCACCGGUAAGCCUCUCCUGGGGGUGGAGCCUGGAGGCCUGUUGACUUUGAUUGAUGACCUCCACAGUCAAAUGCUGUGCACCCCCAGCAUCCUGGACCAUCCCUUGUCUCCAAUGGAUACCUUCGACAUGGCAGCGGAGGGGGAGCAAGGGCUGGACGGUAUGGAUUGGUUGGACGGUAUUGGACUGGUUGGAGAGAAGAGAGAAGAGGCUCCCACACUGGGCCCACUCUGCCCCCAGACACCUUCUAGUGUCUUUUCCGCUGAUUUCCUGGACAGCUCUGACCUGCACAUACACUGGGACUCCUGCCUUUAGCCUACAGACUAAUAAGGGGCUCUGCUGCACUCACUCACACAUUGACUGCUGGGGGUUCAGUAUCUGAUUAGAGCACUCUUUCUGUAUCUUCUCACACGCUGGUGUAUUGAAUCUUCGAGCACUUUGACCUUUAUUUAUUUAAUUUACACUCUGGUGUAUUGAUUCUUUUGUGCAGACACUUAUUAGGCCGGUCCUAAAUCUGUUGUUGCUUCUUUAGCAACACUUCUGUCAACACAUUAGAGGGACUGCUGUGGAUGAGGACCCGAUAGUUGACAAGACACUUUUAACUGAGCCAUGGACCCGUCACUUACAUACACAUUAGUCUCAUCUUUUCUUGAAACCUUGUUUCAAUGAAGGAGUAUAUCGGUUUAUUUGACCUUUGUCUAAUUAGGAGUGCAAAUCCUUUGUUACUUUUUGUUGUAAAGAUAAUCAAUUGUUUACAGCUACAGCUAAUCAAUAACCAAAGUUCAGGUGAAAGACUGAUUUUCUCGCAGCAUAGUUUAUAGGAUGGAGCAAAGAGGUUUGCAGACAAGCUGCCCUCUGAUGCAUGGCCAUAAUUCUGCAUUAAUGUCAUUCAAGGUGAUACUUUUAUGUUGUGAGACGGGGAUUCUCAUGGAUAAUGAGAGGGAUGUCCCGAUACAUCUGUAUCAGAGCUGAUCAAGGCAUUUAUUAACUGAUCAGGACGGGCUAUAUGAGCUAUAUAGAGCCCAAUCUCAUCCUUUGUUUUUCGUCAGCUGUCACACAGGUGUUUUUACUCACUGAGUUUUAAUGCAGAGCAACACAAGAGCCGUUGUCAACUCUCAAACUCUCUGCUGUCUUUUCCCGUCCACUCCGCUGAGCUCCCCAUGUGUAGGAGCAGGGACUGAGCCCCGCCUGCUGCGAAACAUCACACACCACACGAAAACAUAGUAUGAGACUGUUUUUUUUACGCUACUUAUCGAAGUUCUGUGCAGUCUCGUGCAUUUUGCUCUCAUCCAUGGCACAUGGUGUGUUACUGCCUUGCUGGGAGGACAGACAGACAGCAGUGCAGAGCUUGCAACAACCACACUCAACAUGCCACUGCGAAUGCAACAAAAGCUAGGGCCGAACAUUAGAAUUAUAUCAGUUGAAACAGAAUCAGCUGUUGAACACAAAUAUUCAACUUUUUUUUCUUCCUUAUAAAGUUUAAACAGGGCUCAGCGUGAUGUUCAGUGUGACAGCAGCAAUCGUGUAUAUAUAGUAAUGGCGCUAACAAUGGAUUGAAAAUGUGCAGCAACAUUUAUUGACACUAGAUAUCGGGCAAAAGCCAGAGACUGUGUCGUAUUAAGUAUCUGUGAACUGUGAAUUCACCACGUCCAUGCAGAAGAGAGAAGAGACUUGGAGUGAAAAGUUCCUCCUCUUCUGUGCUGCUGCAUCUUGUCCAAAGCUGUCUGUACCAAAGAGUAGCGUGAAAGUCAAGACCGCUCAAAAUGUGGGGACAUCCCUACAGGUACACUGCACAGCACAGUGACUAGCAAGAAGAAAAAAAUAAAUACAGCCUGACUUGAAGCCAUCUCAGUUGGCUGAAGGGUUUCUGACUUGACGAUUCGAAUCUCUCGAGUUUCAAGGGGCAGUCCUGACAAAAGCUAAUAGGCAAAAAGACCAAUAACUAAGUGAUUAAUGGAACUUAAUCCACACACAAGAGGUACAAACAACAGAAAGAAACACUCAGUGGAAUACAGUUCAUUCAGGUAGGCUAACUCAGGUAAGGCUCUCUUAAAAGGACAGAGAAAUUCCCUCGAGACAGCGACAAGGCCGAAAAGAUUAAAGAGAGUGUUUGUGCUUUAAUACUUCAUUUUAACUUUGCAAGAAACUUUGACCGUGUGCCUGCGACCUCCCUUUACUAAGUAUUAAUGGCAGUGUAGCUGCAUUACUGAGGUACGUAGGCCACACACUGUCUGUGUCUACCACAUGUACUACUGUACAUAUAACAGAUGAAUAAUAGGCUAAUAAAUUAACAAUUAAGGAACUUGUUGGAUGCAGGGAAUUUUUUUCUUAUUGCAUUGCAGACAUCUUGUCUUGCAUAGACUGUACAUUGGAUUGAUUUAAACACCUUAAAGCAGUGGUUCCCACCUGGCCACAGGGUCCAGAUUUCUCCUUAAGCCUAGUUCACAUUACACGAUUUUCACCCGGACUUUGCGUCACAGAGACUAUCGUAAUCUUUUGAGUGUUCAUACCUGGCGACGUGUUUCUGUCAGCGGCAGUCUCGCCAACUGCGUUAUGACCUGUGUGUGCACACCACAAGAUUUCUCCACCGAGCCCUCGCCGACAGAGCCCCAGAUAACGCGGUGAUGUCACCAAACUUGGAGACGACACAUGGUAAAGGCAUGGAUAUUCUUCCCAGUGUUGAAUCAGAUCUGCCUCCAGGGCCUGGGUCCAAACACACUGCACUCCUCGUGAUCCUGUGGACGCCGCCAUUGUUGUUGUUUGCCGGUUUGUCAGUGUUGCCAGAUCUUGGGAGAGAAACAAGCAACCAGGGCUAUGGAAACAAGCCCAAAAGAAGCGACGGAUAUAUAUAGAGAAAGGCAACAUUUGGAGAGCAAGCCCAAAUAAGCAGCUCCACUUUAGAAACAAGCCCAAAAAAACGCAACCUGUGACUACCAAUAUUUGUAAGUAUAUAGUAUUUGUUGCUUGCCGGCUUGUCAGUGUUGCCAGAUCUUGGGAGAGAAACAAGCAACCAGGGCUAUGGAAACAACUCCACUUUAGAAACAAGCCCAAAGUCGUGGCUAAUAAGCAGACCUGGCAACCCUGCGGCUUGUCCUCCUCACAUUUCUUCCGUCCUCCUGCGUGCUGACGUGGGACGUAUCCCGCCUCUCAUUGGCUGAUGCUCUUUGUCAGUCGUGUCACACCUCUCCAGUUCUCUAGCAUGCCAGAUAUCCAGUCCCAGUCGCAGACGAGGGGGCAACUUGCUCGUUGGCUUGUCCACACGAGGACUCGUCGUGGCAGACUAUCUGCCAACUCACCUCCGACCCAAGGCGGCUCUCAAGAUCCUCUGCGACGUCAAAACGGUUACUGCACUCAAAUUCAAAAUACUGCCGUGAGUCGUGUCCGCCCCCCUCCCCUACAGAUUCGAGGUUGCUGGACAGCGGCAUGCUGGAGAUUGAUUUGUUUGCCCACGGGCGGCUGCCGUGGCAGGGCUGCGUCGCCGCAUCCUUGAUCUUCGGUUUUCCAGAGGACCGUUCGAGCAAGUCCGGCUUCUCUGCUGCUAACGCUGGUGCCAGGAUACAGCUCAUGAGGAGCCGGCUGCUAAUGCUAUGUACUGGGACACUGCUAAUGCUGCUUGCCGUGCUGCUGUAGCUCAGUCGUAACUGUAACUGAUGCUGAGACUCUACUGACUGCGUGACUGGUAGACGGCGGUGGGUGGCGCAACAGGCCAAAACACAAAUUCAAAACAUAAACAUGAUUUGCGGACCGUAAGUUUUUUUUUAAAUGUGAAUAUUCUGGCUGCACUAUUGUUGUCGGUGAGAUCAGUAUGUUAUAUGAACAUUAUUCCUUAGUCUCUGUGACAUAUUAGGAGGAUUUUAUGACUGUUUGCUUUAUAUUUCUUACAUAUAGCUCCUUUAACAUAUUCAGUAUCUUGCUUGGCCAUGUCGUCGAGCUAGUUUGUUGUCUCUGUCUGUUACAACAGGAAACGACACUUCAAAAUCAAAGCUUGUGCUGGAAAUUUACUGCACUUCAAAAAUAAGGGGUAUUUUUCUUUAAAGUUGACACGUUCACGAGUCACUUGCGGGCCAUUCAGAGUGGACCUGCGACCCACCAGUUGGUAAACACAGCCUUAAAGUACCUGAAAUGCACUGUGCAGGUGUAUUACUAAGGAAAAUAGAAGUAUCGGAUCAGGACUUGGCGUCAGAAGAUACUCUAUAUUAAAUGACUCGGACUGGGAUCAGGGGCAACAAAAUAAAGGUCCAAUUUAUUAGUGACGAGGACUUAAUAUUAAAUAGAUGUGCAUAUUUAAAAUGUGCAUUUCUUUUUUUGUUUGUUUUUAUAUAGAAUUGCACUCUGAAUACGUCACGUGAAGCCAAGUGUCUUAAUAUUUAUUUGACAUAAUGCGACUUUAUAGAUUAAUGAAUUUCUCUAGUAUGAAACUUUCUGAAUGUGGUUGUGUUUACUGCAUCUUACAUGAAGUAUGCAGCCUGAUAUAAGUGUUCACCAUGCUUCAUGUCUACAUACAGUAAAGCACCAACAGGUUUUUGUGUUAACUUUGAAAACUGCCAUACUGUAGUUUCACUCCCUUUCUGUUUGCACUUGUUUUAAUGCAAAAUAUAACAGAAAAGGGAAACUUUAUAGAUUUCUGACAAAUGUCUUCUUAAUGAGGAUUCUUGUAAUAAUUCAGUUGUUGUUCUUAAUGGUGAUGUUUGACUGCUUUGUACUGUAUCAGUACUUUUGCCAAUAGGGAUUUAUUUAUGUCCCUUUCUUCUUUGAGAUUUUAUUGUGCUGUAAUAUACCAGUUCAGACACUGAGAAUGUAUCAUAGGAUGCAUUUGUUUGUAUAGAUUUUCAGAUUUCUUUCUAUGGAACACUGGUAAUGCAGGUUUGUGUGGACUGUGACAAAAUGUCUGUAUUGUGAAUCCAAAGCCUCUCUUGAGAAACUUUUGGACUUUAAACACAAACACAUCAACUCAAGUUCAUUUUUCAUUUGAUGGCAUCUUAUGAAUGCAUUAUUUUACACCUUUAUGCAUCUGUCACCACAGACAUACUACACCUUAGGUUUUACUGUUUGUCCAAUACGACCUCCUUCAUUUUCUGACUUUGCUGUUACAGUCUGGCUGCUUAAAGGCUCACAAAUUUUCAGCUCUGUCUUAAAACAAUAGUCAGGUGCCAAUAUAAACUUUGAUAUAUGUUUUUUAUUGUUACAAUAUGCCCCCCUGUUUGACUGGCUUCCGUUCCUGAUGUGUUUUCAGUUAAAAUGAUGUAGAAAAUGCGAGUUUAUCCUUUGGAGGAACAGCCCAAAACAAAACUCUCAGUUAUGUAGCACAAACGCAAACAGAAACUUUUGUAUUCUUUUGCUUUUAUUAAUACAAAUAAUCUUUUGAGGGAGUAUCCAGUAAAUAGUUAGGUAUCGUAUGCCAGACCUCGGCUAAACACUGCAAACUCAUUUUAAAUAGUGACAACCACAUGUGCCUGAUUCACUCGCUUUUUAUGUGAGAUUUAUGUUUGUUUUUUUAAGGAUUUUCAGUCCCUGACGUGAUGCAUCUCACACACUUUGGCUCUGUCAAACUUGUGAGGACUUUAAAAUAAUUACAAAGUUGUUUUUCUGCUGUAUUAUUCCUGUAAGUGUUGAACCGCCUCAUGUAAAAAUAUUGUGAAAGCAUUAGGAAAUAGUCGUUUGGCUUUGGGCAAAGUGUUUGAGCUGUUUGUUUACUGUGCAAUUUUGAUUUUUCUAAAAACAAA